This is a messenger RNA of Tyto alba (common barn owl), 7856 nucleotides long. RefSeq names its product NEDD4 binding protein 1 (gene N4BP1). Bases 1448 to 4252 code for a protein of 934 amino acids. The record is from RefSeq and is a predicted model, not a curated record. The transcript has 7 exons. Gene Ontology annotation, cellular component: PML body; nucleus. Gene Ontology annotation, biological process: negative regulation of protein ubiquitination; negative regulation of proteasomal ubiquitin-dependent protein catabolic process. NCBI's taxonomy places the organism in Eukaryota, Metazoa, Chordata, Aves, Strigiformes, Tytonidae.
AUAGAAUAAUUUGUUGGGAAAGCAAAAUGCAAAUGUCUAAACAAGAAAAAAAAAUAAAAAAAAAUUUAUCUUCAGAAAAGUACAGCAUCUGUCCUAAAUAUGACACUCAUCAUCAAAACCCUAUCCUGUUUAGAAUGUGUGUAUGUGUGUAAACUCAGUGUGUACACAGAUGUAUAUUUUUCCAUUUUACCACACCACAAACAAGAAUUAUAUCGGACUUAAAGAUAUAACACUUCAAAUUCAGAUAGGAAAAUGUAUAGAUAUAGCAAGACCUGAACAUAAACAUCAGGGUGAUUUUCUGGUGUGCUAAGAACUGCAAGCUCUCAUUGACGUGCGGAAAUCAUUUGGUUAUAAAGUUUCUAAGCAGGUAUACAAGUGACUUUAUAAAAAUGUUAUUUUGUAUUUUUAUAUUAAUUCUUCCUGGUGUAACAUGUAACUAGAUUAAAACAAAAUAUGCACGUUUAGAGACACAACCAUAAAAUAUUAAUCCUCCCUGAGGAGGCUAUAUUUAAUAAACAGCUACUAAAAGCUAACUUCACAGUGAAGCUAAGGAGAUAGACAAAAUAAGUGGGAAUAAAAUCGUCUAGGGGGAACUUGGAAGAUGUUUACAUGGCUCUAGGGUGGGAAGAGAUGAAAGAAACUAAGAUAUUUACUCCUUUGUAGAACAGUUGGUCAGUAUUGUCAACUCCAGGCAUUCAAAAAUCUAAUGAAGUCCCAGAGCUACCUUUCAAGGGCUAAUCUUAUCUUUCACGUCUCGUUUUAAGACUUUUUUUUUUUUUUUUUUUUUUUUUGUAAAUAAAAGCGUAUCCUCUUUGUUUUCCAAGUUAUUAGAGCUAAGGAUUUGAGAAUGGGGAUUACCCUUCUACCCCUGCGACGGUGAGGAAUAAAACUUGCCUUUCUUUUUAAAUGAAAUCCGAGACGACGAUACCAGAACAUGGCUGUGCCAACAGUAUCGUAAAAGCAAACUCCUGGGCUGUGAAAUCGUGAAAGAGGAAGGUUUCUUUCCUAGGCGGGAGCUUCUCCCCGGCCGCGGCGGGGGCGACGCGCUGUGGGCAGCCGCCGGCCGCCUCGCAAGGCGCCGGGCACCCGCCCGUUCCGCAGCAGGAGCCGCGGGGGGAAAGAAAGAAAGAGGCAGCAGGAAAUGCGGCGGCUAAGCCCCCAGCACUGCGCCGGGCUCCACCACACGCUGCUCGCCCCGUGGAAAGGCGGGACGGCGCCCGGCCGAGGGAGGGUCGCUGCCACCGCCCUCCCCAAAGAUGGCGCCGCGGCGGCAGGGCACUUCCCCCCGCUCCCGGCGUGGGGUGGCGGCGGCACCGCUGCUGGUGGUGCCGUCGCGGGCCGAUGACGUCGUCAGGCCGUGCGGAGGGUGCCCGGGGAUUCCCCGUGUUGUUGUCCCGGGGCCCGGCGGGAUGGGCGGCCGAAGCGCGGGGGGGCGCGGCCGGCGCUGAUGGCGGCUCGUUGGGCAGCCCGCGGCUCCGAGCCGGGGCCGGCGGUGGACGAGUUCACCGUCCCUGCGGAGAAGAGCCGCCUCCUGGAUGGCAGCCGGGGCCGCAUCGAGGGCUUGUUCGAGGUGCGGCUGGCCGUGCUGGGGGCGCAGGGGGAUUGGAGGCCCGUCCUCCCGCCGCCGGGACCGCCGCCCGCUGCCGCCCGCAUCUGGGUGCAGCUGGCGGGCGGCGGGAAGGCCGUGCGCAGCGCCAAGGAGUAUAUUAAGGGACUAUGUGAACCUGAGCUAGAAGAAAAGGAGUACUACCCAAAGGACAUGCACUGCAUCUUUGUUGGUGCACAGAGCCUGUUUCUCAACAGUCUUAUUCAAGAUACCUGUGCCGAUAUAACAGUGUUAGAAAUAGGACUGCUCAGUAUUAAAGGGGGUGCAGAAGCUGUUGUUAUGGCUCAAAGUCAUGUUCAGCAGUUUGUGAAGCUUUUUGAGAAUAAUGAAAGCUUAUUAAAUGAUAAUGAAUCGGAGAUUAAAAAGCAAUUCAGACAAUUUGUGGAAGCACAUGCAGAUAAGUAUACAAUGGAUUUACUGAUUUUGCCUAGCUCACUAAAAAGAGAACUCUUAGCUCUCACACAAACAGAGUGUUGUGAAGUGGAGAGCAACAUCAUAGAUCUUACAGGUUCUGAAAGCCCGACAGAGUUUUUACAGAACAAAGACUCCCAAGUAAUCAUUACAAAGAGAGAUGGAAGAGCAUGUGGUGAGGAAGCAAGAAACAAUGCUGGGACACCUGUAACUGAGCUUACAAAGCAGAUGGACACUGUAUUUUCUGAUGCUCCUGAAACAAGUUUUGUUCCCAUAAAUGUUGUGCCUCUGUUAGAGGCAGUGGUGUCUAAAGAAAGGCAGUCAUGUAAGAGAAGAUCCUCUAAUGAUGAGGAAAGGCUCCCUAAAAAGCAGUUCUCUUUGGAAAAUGAUCAGCAAGUAAAAUCUGCUUCACACAGUAAUCCUUCAGACAGCGAUGUAGUUAUUGAUCUGAUUUCGGGCAGCUGCAGUGAAUCAGAUGAUCCCAGAGACUGCUUUAAAGAAGGUGAUGAUAUCAGUGAGGAAAUGGAAUAUAAGAUUCUUGUGAACUUCUUCAGAACAAUGGGAUAUUCCCAAAAUAUCGUAGAAAAAGUUAUUGGUAUCCUAGGACAAUCUGUGGAACCAUUAACACUGCUAGAAGAAAUUGAAAAGGAAAACUUAAAAUUUCAAGAAGAACACGAACAGUCAUCUAAAAAGCCUGGAACUAUCAAUCUUCCCUUAGGAAGUAAUACAAAUAAUUCACAAAAGCCAGAAGACAAAGGCAUUUCUAGCAAUAAAAGUCCUAUUAAAUCCAGUCAUACUUCAAAGGAGACAAACGACCAGUAUCACAAAAACAGAGAUUCACUAAGCAUGCAAGUUGAUCCACAAGAUAAAAUGCAUAUAUCGGUAUGCAGACCUGCUUCUCCUUCCAGUAAAAAUUCAGCUAUAUGCUAUAAACAAAGAGACGUUUAUUACCCUGGUAAGAAUCACAGUACAAGGUCAAGUGAUACAGAAACUGAUGGCAUUGUAACUUUCGGCACUGUACAAACUGGAGCUCUAAAAGAUGUUGAUUUUGUAGCCAGAGGGAGCUCAGAUGUGCAGCGUAUCUCAACUAAGACUAAAACUGCAGUUCAGCAAAAAUCUGCAGGGCCCUCAACUGUACAGAAUAGUCAUCCUGGUUUUGAGGACCAAUUGGGACACUGCAGCUCUUCUCAAGUGAAAUCUCUCAACCAAUGGCUUUCCCAAACCUCAAAUUCUGAAAAUCCUAUCCCAGACCAGGUAUUAUCUUCACAAAUACAUCCUUCAAAUCCUGAUAGAGAGACAGUGGGACCAGACAGACAUCAUCCUGAUCCUUCAGUUACUGGAGUUCAAAGAUUUUUGGAAUCUCUGAAAAAGCCAUACAGACUGGAGUUGAAAAAUGAACCUGGGAAACCAUAUUUAAAACAUAUCAUUAUUGAUGGAAGCAAUGUUGCGAUUUCUCAUGGUCUAAGGAAAUUCUUCUCCUGUCGAGGAAUUGCUAUAGCUGUUGACUACUUUUGGAAACGUGGCCACAGAAAUAUUACCGUAUUUGUUCCACAGUGGAGAACAAGACGUGAUCCUUACAUUACAGAGCAGGAUUUCUUAACACAGCUUCAGGAUGUUGGAAUAUUGUCUUUAACCCCUGCAAGGAUGGUUUUAGGAGCAAGAAUUGCUGCUCAUGAUGACAGGUUUUUAUUGCACCUUGCUGAUAAAACUGGAGGUGUUAUUGUGACUAACGAUAACUUCAGAGAAUUUGUGACAGAAUCACUUGCCUGGAGAGAAAUUAUUCAAAAAAGGUUGCUCCAGUACACUUUUGCUGGUGACAUAUUUAUGGUUCCUGAUGAUCCUUUGGGAAGAAAUGGACCUAGAUUAGAUGACUUCCUUCAAAGUGAAGGCUGUUCUAGAGAUUUUUGGUCAGCACAAAAGGCUUUACAGAGCAGUGGAAAAUAUUCUUCUGAGACACCUUUCUUCAUACCAGUCCCCAAAGCAACCAGUAGCAGUCGACAGCCUAAAAACAAAGUACAUGGUGAUCGCUCAUCAGCGUGGCUUCCGCUGGAAACAAACGUACCGGCUUGUCUCGCAAUUCCACCACAGAGAUCUGCCUCAGAAACAAUACAGCUAAGAGAAGCCCUGAUAAAAAUUUUUCCUGAUUAUGAGCAAAGACAGAAGAUUGAUCAAAUACUAGCUGAUCAUCCAUUCAUGAGAGAUCUUAAUGCACUGUCUGCCAUGGUGCUUGACUGAAUAUUAUAUAGGGAUUUUAUAUCACAACUGAUCUAACUUUGAAUAUCAAUGUGAAGAAAAAUGUUCUGUCAUGUUACUUUGUGAAUAUUCAAAAUGUAAUUUUAUUUGUAUAAACGAAGAUAUUUUUUGUGUAUGUUCUGUUGCUAAUAGAUGCCAGUUUUUGGUAAAUUAAAAACUGCUGCUACUACAGAUUUGUAGUAAUAUUUUCUAUGAAAAAAACAAAUCUUCUGCUUCACUUGAAUUGCUUAUUAAAGCAGUAGCAGUUCUAGAGAACUGUUAUUCAGAGGCUUAAAAGUGACUCUUACAGCUUCUUAUAUAUUUUCCAGAUACACAUGCAUACUAUAACAUAAACCAUGCACCUGUCAGAUAUAAUUGUUGGUGUUUGUAUCUAGGGUAUAGUCAUUCUUAGAAAACCUACGCUCUACUAGUACCUCCUUCACAUAUGAACUUUAAAAUAUUUCUCCAUGGAAAUAAAUCAGACCCUUUUAAUAUUUUCAGGUGUGAAUACUUCUACAUAGUGUGUAUGUGAACCUGCUUUUAUUAAGCCUGCAUUGUGGAUUUUGGAAAUAGGGUAUACUCCAAAGGGUCUACAGACAGCAAUUUGAAGAUCACUGUAUGGGAGCAGUGAAUAUUCGGUGUAUUGUUGAAGUAGUGUCACAAGGUGGCGUUAUGCAUCUGUUGAUUUGUAAUGAUCAAUAGGAAAGUUUCUAAAAUUCUGAAGCGUUGGUUCUUAUAUAAAGAAAGAUUAAAUGCAAGACAGAUAACAGUAACUGUAAGAGUGUUAUGGAUAAAAUUUGACAUUAUAUGAAUAAUUUACAGCUACUAAGUAGCUUUCUGAUAUUACAGGUAGCUAAGAAGCUUUGUAUAUAUGGGUAAAAUCUUAGUGCCCAUGGAAUGAAAACCAAGAAAAUACAUUUGCCUGUUCAUCCAGGUUGAGAGAUAGUAUGCUACUGUAGUUAAAAGAAGGACGAUUUCAAUUAGAAAGUAGAAAUUCACAACUCUCUUCAAUAGAAGGUAUUUGUAAUGCUUUGAAAGACCUGUGUUACCUACAUUGCUUUUAAAGUUGGAAAUUCUUUUGACCAUCAAUACAGCAUAUUUAGUAAUCUGCACUGUUACCUGUUUGUCUUUGCCCAGCCUGUUCUAAAUCUGAAUACUGUGAUAAGCUGUUUACAGAAUGUGAUGCUGUUUGUAUAGAAAUGGCAUGCUGCCUUGUGCAGAGCAAGUAAGCUGCUGUUAAGUCAGCUUCAUCCCUUAAAUUUGUUCGGAGAUCUAUCCCAAAAGUAAGGUGGAAGGAAAGGAACAUGAUUUAUGAAAGCUGACCAAUAGAACCACUUUCAAGAGCAGGAGCAAAGUGAAGAGUACUAUCUCUCUCUGUACGUGCUUAAGUCUGUUACACCUUUCUUUUAACUGGUUUCAGCUGCUAAGUGUUUACAUUAGUAAAAUUAAAUUAGACUGUAAAGAAAAUGGGGUCUACAGAGCCCGUGUUAAACUUCUGAUGUACUGAGCCUUACCCUAAAGCAUAAGUAUAGUGGCUCUCCCUCCAGUUCCCUGGGUUCUGAAAUCACUCUUUGCUUAAAUGCAAAAGAGCUGAAAUAUACUGAGGAAAUUAGGGUGUCGAGUCUGUCUUCUUGCAAUGGCCCUCUCAGAUGUAUUGUGAAGAAACAGAAGGCAAAGUCUUGCUCUUCCCUCAACGGGGGCAAACUGAAAGAUGAGGGCAGCAAGAGCAAAAAAAAAAAGUAUUAGGAACAGCUAUUACAGCAUCUCAAAAUACAAGUGAAGAUGAAGACUGGUUUUGAGUAUGUGUCUAUAUCCAAACAGGCUAAUUUUGAUUAUUGUUUUUCUGUAUAAAUGAGAGGAAAAUUCAUUAGUCAGGUGGUCAGAGUCAUUCUGACCAGCACGUUUGCCAAGGAGCAGAGCUUACUUAUUAAGUGCUAUGUCAUCACCAAGUUCUGUCCCUGUAAAACUUAGGCAGGUUCCCAAAGGCUGUUGUCACUGAUUGGAGUUGGUACUGUUUUAAUAAGUAGUAAAGGAAUAAAUUAUGACCAGUGAAGGGCUUUUCUUUAACAGGGAUAUGAUCCUAAGGAGGACAGUGGUGGUGAAUUGGAUAAUUUGCCUUAGUUCUACAUUGGAGUGAGAUACAGGAACUCUGGGUCGACUUAAUUCCUAAUCAGCUCUUCUAGAGGCAAUCAGGGGAAUCAAGGAAAUGAGCCAAGAGUAAUACAAACUAUUCCACGUCUCCUUUGCAUAUUACUAUAUUCAAAACUGAAACCAACUCUGCAGUUAGAAGUGCAGAUAAAAUAAUAGUGUUUUCAUUUGUUUGUCACAAGGAAGAAGAUAAAAAAUGGAGUAUGACACUGCAGGGGCAGCAAAAGAUAAGUACCAUGUUGAUUACUAUCUAGUGUGGGAAGACAUGGUGAAGUAUGUAAACUCUUUACUAGCUAGCAGUGGGUUGGGGAUCUAUAUUAAUGCUAGUAAAUGGUGAUGUGCUGAUGACCUAAUGCUAAAUGUGCAAUUUGAAAUGAAUUAAAGAGGAAUGUAACAUCAGGUGUUGAGCAGAGUAGUAGCUGAUUACUUUUGUAUGACACAAAAAGCCUAUCCGAGAAUAGUAGCUAUCUAAAACCUGUAAUCUUACUACUUUUUUCCCAGAUACAGGACACACUUGACAAAUUAAUUGAUUUUGGCAGAAGCUUGUUGCUGGAGGUUAAGCUGUCACAGCAUAAAAGUUCAUGUAAAAUACCAAGUGAGACCAAAUGUUCUUUGUUUUCUAUUUUUCUUUUUUUGGGUUCUGUUGGCCCUUCAACUUUGAGUUUUAACUACUACAUCUCUGUUAAGGGGGAAGAUGGCAAACAUAACCAGUAUGGUCUGAAUUUUCCUUGAGGAAAUAGGUGGAGCUGUUGCAAUGUUAUGCCAUAUAUGGUGGAGGAGCACCCAGGGUGGCUUCUCAACUGCAGUAGGAACAAAACCUGUCUUUCAGUUUUGUUUUCGCUUGUUUUUAGUUCCCUAUUAGUCUACUUACUGUAAAUAUGGCUGUUCAUAAAAUCCAUAAACAGCCUUUUUCAGUGCACAACAGAACUAGUACUGCAUGAAGAAUAGCAACCAAGAAAGCUUUCUUGCACCCAACAGACCAAGUUUUUUAUUUGGAUUUUUUUUAAUGGCAAAGAAAAUAUGCUAUUUUAUGCAACAAAGUUGGUCUGUGAUUUUCCAUUUUCAACUGUACAAAGUCCUCAGAGUGGAAUGAGCAGAGGAAAAGGUAAAGUCCAAGUCUGAACAUAGCCAGAAUGUUCCUGAUUCCUAGAAUAAACUAAUUUUCUGUGAAAUGAUAUAUUUUGCUAAUACAGUUUUCAGUUUAUUGAUAUUUCCACUGAAAUGGGAAGAUAAAGGAGUGUUUCUUUGAUCUUGCAUAGAGCUUCCAUCUUGUCUAGGAUAAGAUAUUAAUAAUUCCAGGUAGAUACAACUACUUUUACCUGAACAGAACAGCCCUGUAUUUACCUGUAAUAGUAAAAAAGUGCCAAGACCCAACAAUAACAAAUAAAACACCCCAAAUCCUCGAUUAUAUGUUUAAUCUCCUAGCUCCAUCCUAAAUCAAUAAAAUAUCAUAAUCACC